AUGUCAAAAUCAUAUUUAGUUGUUGGUGGUUGUGGAUUUUUAGGUAGAUAUAUUGUUGAAUCAUUAUUAGCAAGAGGUGAAAAGAAUGUUCAUGUAUUUGAUAUUAGAAAAUCAUUUGAAGAUGAUAGAGUAACAUUUCAUAUUGGUGAUAUUAGAAAAACUGAAGAUUUAGAAAGUGCAUGUAAAGGAAUUACCACAGUUUUCCAUACAGCAUCACCAACUCAUGGUAUGGGAUAUGAUAUUUAUUAUAGUGUAAAUGUUAUUGGUACAGAGAGAUUAAUUGAAGCAUGUAUUAAAUGUGGAGUUAAGCAAUUGGUUUAUACAAGUAGUUCAAGUGUUGUAUUCAAUGGUAAAGAUAUUGUCAAUGGUGAUGAAACUUUACCAUAUGUAGACAAACAUAUAGAUCCAUAUAAUAAAACCAAAGAAUUGGGUGAACGUGCAGUUUUAAAGGCAAAGGGUAGCAAUUUAUUGGUUUGUGCAUUACGUCCAGCUGGUAUUUUUGGUCCAAGAGAGGUCCAAGGUUGGCCACAAUUUUUAAAGGCUGCUAAAGAGGGUAAAAAUAAAUUCAUGUUUGGUGAUGGUAAUAAUCUCUGUGAUUGGACUUACAUUGAUAAUGUAGUUCAUGCUCAUAUUCUAGCAGCUGAUAAUAUGACCACAAAUAGUCCAAUCUCAGGUAGUGUCUAUUUCAUUACAAAUGAUGAACCAAUUCCAUUUUGGGAUAUGCCAAUCUUUGCCUACGAGGCAUUCGGUUAUGAAAGACCAAAAAUGAAAAUUCCAUUCACCAUCAUGUAUUGUAUAGCUUGGAUGAUCGAUCUCAUUACACUCUUAUUAUCACCAUUUGUUAAACUUCAUCCAACCAUCUCUCUCUUCCGUAUCAUUUAUACCAAUAGUACUCGUUAUUUUAACAUUGAAAAAGCAAAGAAAGAACUUAAAUAUAAACCAAUAGUUUCACUUAGAGAUGGUAUGGAAAAAACUAAAGAAUGGUUCCUUCAACAAAAUCCUUCCUUCAUAAACAAAUCAAAAGAAACUUCAAAAUUAUUAAAAAAAUAA
This is a messenger RNA of Dictyostelium discoideum AX4, 1050 nucleotides long. Its product is annotated as 3beta-hydroxysteroid dehydrogenase. Lineage: Eukaryota; Evosea; Eumycetozoa; Dictyosteliales; Dictyosteliaceae. The transcript is spliced from 2 exons. The record is from RefSeq and is a predicted model, not a curated record. Gene Ontology annotation, biological process: steroid biosynthetic process. Gene Ontology annotation, molecular function: oxidoreductase activity, acting on the CH-OH group of donors, NAD or NADP as acceptor. Bases 1 to 1050 code for a protein of 349 amino acids.